Messenger RNA from Saccharomyces kudriavzevii IFO 1802, 873 nucleotides. It is a transcript of the gene FIN1, whose product is annotated as Fin1p. NCBI's taxonomy places the organism in Eukaryota, Fungi, Ascomycota, Saccharomycetes, Saccharomycetales, Saccharomycetaceae. The record is from RefSeq and is a predicted model, not a curated record. The transcript has a single exon. Bases 1 to 873 code for a protein of 290 amino acids.
AUGGUGAACGAAGGCAAUCGUAGAAGCUUACGUGACAUAGGAAAUAAAAUUGGACGAAAUAAUAUACCAAGUGACAAGGACAAUGUGUUUGUGAGGCUAAGCAUGUCCCCUUCGAAGACAGCAGGCCAAAAGGGCUUUUUAAAACCACCUAUGAGGCUGUCGCCCAAAAGGACGGAUGUUACAAAGCAUAGCAUACAAGUAACCCCGAGAAGGAUAGUAUCGCCGGAGUGUUUGAAAGGAUAUAUUCCCAAAGUAACUCAAAGCCUGGAUCGACCUCAAUUCAAAAACACGAGUGGAGAUAUGAAGGUCCAAAGCUCAGACCACAUAACCAAUUUAAUAUUCCCUACAUCACCAACCAAAUUGACAUUCAGUAAUGAAAAUAAAAUUGGAGGAGAUGGUUCCUUAACGAGAAUACGGGCUCGGUUCAAAAAUGGUCUAAUGUCGCCUGAAAGAAUACAACAACAACAUCAAGUACCGCAAAUCCUUCCAUCACAAGCCAAAAAUGGCACUGGCGUUACUGAUGAACCCAAUGAAAAUUCAUAUGACAAUGAGCUCUCUCAAGACAAGCUAAAAGCGAAAAAUUUAUUGAGCGAACUAAAGAAAGAAGAGGAGGAUUUGGGAAAUGGAAUAGAGUCCGUUACUAAAUCGAACACUAAACUGAAUUCCAUGCUUGCAAAGGAAGGCAAGGUACAGAAGGCCAGCUUUCAGAAAAGCGUAAAGUUCAAACUACCUGAUAAUAUAGUAACCACAGAAAUUGCCGAGCUAAGGGACAUAAAAGACUUGCUGCUACAAAUGCUGAGAAGACAACGAGAAAUUGAAUCGAGGCUGACCAACAUUGAACUUCAGCUCACGGAGAUACCGAAACAUAAAUAA